This is a messenger RNA of Racocetra persica, 198 nucleotides long. Lineage: Eukaryota; Fungi; Glomeromycota; Glomeromycetes; Diversisporales; Gigasporaceae. The record is from the annotation of a GenBank genome assembly.
AUGCUAUUGUCAGAAUUGCCAAGUCAGCCUAAAUUAUACUUUAAUGUUGUAUCUGUGGAUCCUUCACAACUACAGUUGACUCUUGAAAUAGGCUUGGUAUUUUAUCUAGGAUCAUACCUUGUUGUUGAGUUGUCAAAGAGUCAAAAUGCUGGCAAUAACUUUGCCACUACUGUUGCAAAGAAUUAUCAGCCUCUGUAG